Molecule: messenger RNA, 937 nt
Organism: Branchiostoma floridae (Florida lancelet)
Lineage: Eukaryota; Metazoa; Chordata; Leptocardii; Amphioxiformes; Branchiostomatidae
Exons: 2
Coding region: 155-688 (177 amino acids)
Cellular component (GO): extracellular region
Molecular function (GO): cytokine activity
Source: RefSeq, a predicted model, not a curated record
AUCAGACCAACACCCACUCUCAGAAAGGCUGGCAGCACAGGAGACUACUACUUUGCCGAUUACUCUACUCAGGAAUCUUCCGAACCACCUGUCACCGAUACAAGUCAUUCCUUCUCAGGACAAAUCGCGCUCUACUGUCUGCAAGAAAAUCCUCAUGGCGAGUUUUAUCAUGGCCCUGUUUUCCUUCUUGGCGCUAGGCGGCGUCCUUGUCAGCGGUGUCGCCAUCCCCACAACGGACACCUACCCGACCGACGGUACCGAUGCGGGAGCCGAAGGACGGUCGGGCUGUAGUGAGCCCUCCGCCGCCCAACUCAGCCAGCUUCUCACCGACUGCUCCUCGGCAAACAACCCUGAGACGAAGGAACUGUCGUCGGGAACGAACCCGUGCGAAAGCGGCACCUGUCUGCAGCCGGCCGAGAACGACCUGUCUCAGCGGGCCUACUGUCCCUGGCAGGUCAUCGUCGACUCCAACCCUAACAGAUUCCCGACCGACAUCGCCUACGCUCGGUGCCAGUCGACAUUUCCCGGCCAAAACGGUGAAUUCAACUGGACCAUGGUCUGUGACAGCGUGACCUACACCAAACCCGUGCUGGUCCGUGAAGAGUGCGGCGGCGCGGACAACACCUACCGCUACAAGUGCGUGCACCUCACCGUGCCCAACGCCUGUGUGGCCGUAGAGCCUCUGUAAAAACACAACAGAUAUGCGAUAUCUCGUUGUUUCAGACCACCAAACCAUGUUUGGCUAAGGUAAGGUCCGUGUCGGACCAACUUACGUUUUUGAAAGUAACGUUUUACUAGUAAUUUAUUUGUAGUACCAGUAUUGUAAGUUCGCUACUAUGUUUAGCCAAGAAACUAUGCUAUAAUAGAAAAUGACGAAAAGGGUUGUAGUAUUAAUUAUUUGAUGUCCAAGUAGAGAAAAUCAAGCGUACUUUAUUCC